Messenger RNA from Didymodactylos carnosus, 321 nucleotides. The record is from the annotation of a GenBank genome assembly. NCBI's taxonomy places the organism in Eukaryota, Metazoa, Rotifera, Eurotatoria, Philodinida, Philodinidae.
AUGAAAUCAAUUAUGGUUGCUCUAGUUUUAAUUGCUUGUUUUACGGUUGUUAGUUGUAAUUUUAUUAGUCGAAAAUGUAAAUGUACAGCUGUGUCGAACACUGUUCAUUAUCCAUUUCAUGACUGGGAGCAAUCGUCGUGCAAAUUUUGUUCAUGUAGUGAUCCAGCAGUGGUAAAUUGUCAAGCUGCUUGUAAACGUAUUGUUCAAGACUAUGCUGAAUCAGGAUGUGGUAAAGUUGUUAAAGGAUCAAUAGUCAAACAUAAAUGGGAUGCUGGCAACUGUGGCGGAGGAAUUUCGUCCGAAGAAUAUACAUGUGCAUAA